AUGGAAAGCUGGGAAGAGUCACAAGAAUCCAUCAAAGCUGAUGUGAGCGAGUUGAAAGACCAGGUUGGCCAAAUCUUGGCUGCCCUUGAAUCCCUGAAGACUACUAGGGAGUCUUCAUCUGCACGAGUUGAGGGGAUGCCCACUAUUAUCCCCCGAUGUUAUACUCCUCCUACAGGAGAGUACGCAGAAGUAGAGCAAACUUCAGUCUCCCUUCCCCCAACGGCUAAUGUAGUACUGACCGACACUCAAGGGCCUGUUUCAGUGACGACUCCCAUGGCGAGUAUAGGGAUGACUGGGGCAAACACGGUUGAAGGAACGCGAGUAACUGUACCACCCCAUAUAGGUACUGGAGAGGGCUCUUCAGCCAAAGUCAUACCACACACUGUGUUGCAGGGGGUAGUUAGCAGUGCUGAUGGGGCCAAGAGUAGAUUGGAGAUUCUAGAGGAGAGAUUGAGGGCCAUUGAAGGGGUCGAGAGCUAUGGAUUUGGAGAUGUUGCGAGACUGAGCUUGGUUCCCGGGGUGAUGAUACCACACAAAUUUAAAGCACCGGAGUUCGAGAAAUACAAGGGUAAUACCUGCCCGAAAAGCCAUCUGACCAUGUACUGUAGAAAGAUGGCUGCGUACGCUUACAAUGAUAAGCUACUCAUCCAUUUUUUUCAAGACAGUUUGGCUGGGGUAGCAUUGAACUGGUACACCCACCUUGAGCCGUCCCGAAUCCGUUGCUGGGCAGACCUGGCAGACGCCUUUGUAAAGCAGUAUAUAUACAACACGCACAUCGCACCGGACCGACUACAGCUGCAAAAUAUGUCAAAGAGGGACAACGAAACUUUCAAGGGAUAUGCCCAACGGUGGAGAGAGUUAGCUGCACAAGUUGAACCACCUUUGUAUGACAGGGAGGUGGUGGCAAUGUUUGUGAACACUCUCCAGCCGCCAUUUUACGAGCACAUGGUCGGGAACGUGUCUGCCAAUUUCGCUGAUAUCAUUAUAAUAGGCGAAAGGAUAGAAAUUGGGGUUAAAAGUGGGAAAAUUGCAUACAGUUCGCCCGCAACGGCAAAUUACAAAAAACCCAAUUUCAAUGCGGGAAAGAAGAAGGAAGGGGAUGUGCAUGCGGCAUCGGCAAUGCCUGUGUGGAGAAGUCAAGCUCCCACUCAUAGCUUCCGACCAUACUUGGGUCAACCUCCUUAUGCAGCUAAUGCGUCGUUUGCUCAUCAAAUUAGGCCUCAACAGCAACAAGGAUCUUAUCAACCGCAACCUAUCCCAAGCAACGCUUGGAGGACUGCGUCAAGCGUGAAUCCAAAUCCGAAUGCAGGUCAAGGCACUUACCCGAGGAAAACCCAGGAAAGAAACUUUGUUCACUUCACCCCCAUUCCUAUGACUUACACUGAGUUAUUACCUCACCUCGUCAAAAAGGGCCUGGUUGCUAUAUGUCCGAUGAUGCCUAUGCAGCCUCCAUACCCUAGGGGUUAUGAUGCCGAAGCCAAGUGUAGUUAUCAUGGGGAAGGCGUGGGUCACUCAACUGAGAGGUGUAUGUCCUUCAAACAUAAAGUGCAAGCUCUAAUCGACGCGGGGUGGCUGAAAUUUCAAGAAGAUAAACCUAGUAUUGAUGCUAAUCCAUUAUCCGGGCAUGGUAGUGCCUCAACAAAUGCCAUUGAGGUUAAGAAGCAUGAACUUAUAAGGGAUGCAAGUAAGAUUCGGAGUUCCAGAAGGUUUAUUUUCGAGGAAUUAUUGAAGUUGGGCUUUUUAAACUGGGAUUAUGAUUUAGGAAGAGCAUGUGGACUCCAUCCAUGCGCGGAACACUCUAUCGAUGAAUGUGUUGAAUUUGAAGAGUUGCUGCAAGAUCUGCUUGAUAGGAAUUUGAUACAAGUGUGUUACGAGAACAAGGAUGAGGAGGUGUUUGCACAAACUAGUAUGGAGUCUGAUGUAACUCUGUCAGAGCCGUUGGUAAUCCGUUUCACUCGAACCACCCCUGCACCAGUAAUUCAAGGAAGAUCGUCCGUUGUCAUCCAUACACCAGUUCCUUUUCCUUACAAGAGCGGGAAAGCUGUCCCGUGGAGGUAUGGAACACAUAUAAUCGACGAAGGACAGUGCAUUGAAAGUCAAUUCUCCAGUCAGGAUCCAGCUAUUGAGAAUAUAUCAGGCAUCGGCGGAAUAACAAGGAGUGGUCGAAUCUUCACGCCACCAAACUUGAUGGGAAAGGGAACUAGCAAUAAUGAAACACCAGUGGCAGCAAAUGCUAAGGAGCACUUAAAGGGGAAAGAGGUGCAGAUAGAGGAGACCCCUGACAAGGAAGACAAGAAAGAAAUCUCUGAGGAAGAGGCUUGCGAGUUUUUGAAAUUCAUACAACAAAGUGAGUACAAAGUGGUGGAACAAUUGAAUCGUACGCCAGCUCGAAUCUCCUUAUUAGAAUUGCUCAUGCACUCAACCUCCCAUAGAAAACUGUUGAUGAAGAUACUGAGCGAUGCCCAUGUAGAACAAGGUAUUUCCCUAAAAAGUUUCGAGGGCAUUGUCAGCAACAUCACUGCUAAUAAUUACCUCACCUUUACUGAUGAGGAAAUACCUGAGGAGGGGAGAGGGCAUAACAAGGCUCUCCAUGUCUCCGUAAAAUGUUUUGACUACGGCAUAGCACGUGUGUUGAUAGACAACGGCUCCUCCCUAAAUGUCAUGCCCAAAAUGACAUUAGAGAGGCUACCUUGUGACGGAAUGCAGAUGAAGCCAAGUUCUAUGAUUGUGAGAGCAUUUGACGGUAGCAAGAGGGAAGUCAUGGGAGAAAUAGAGUUGCCGGUCCAAAUUGGCCCAUGUGUUUUUCAAAUAACCUUCCAGGUCAUGGAUAUCCUCCCAGCUUAUAGUUGUCUAUUGGGUCGCCCAUGGAUCCAUUCUGCAGGAGUUGUGCCUUCCACACUGCACCAAAAACUGAAAUAUAUCAUGGGAGAUAAGCUGAUAAUAGUUUCUGGAGAGGAGGAUCUCCUUGUGAGUGGGCCAUCCUCCACCCGUUACAUAGAGGCAGCCGAGGAAGCUCUCGAGACAGCUUUUCAAUCAUUAGAGAUCGUGGGAAACACCUAUGUCGAACCAUUUCUUGUGAAUCCACAUUUAUCAGGCACCUCUAUCAUGAUGGCAAAGGUCAUGCUGAAAGAAGGUUAUAAGUACGGGAACGGGUUAGGGAAGUAUGGACAAGGACGUACAUUCCCAUUGGAGGUGAUUGAGAACAAAAACAGAUAUGGCCUGGGGUACAAGCCCAGCAAGGGGGAUAAGAAGAGGUUGAUUGAGGAAAGGAAGGAGCGCAGUUUGGCUCGGAUGGAGAAACGGGAACCAAGGACGAGGACGAUCCACAUUUGUAGUAUCAAAGAGAGUUUUCGCAGUGCUGGAUGGGUGAACACUAGCCAUAUAGCGGUUGUGGAAGAGGAAGCUAGAUCUGAAAGCUCAAACUUCAUGUGGGUUUGCUCCCCAGAUGCACAACUCAACAAUUGGAAGACUUUGGAUUUACCCAUGAUGUUUAAUUCAAAUGAAAUAUAUGACAAUGAAUGUUUUGAAAAUAAUAAUGUUGAUAUCCCUAAGUGGGAGCACCCUGUCAAUAAUACGGAAGAUGAUUGUGAAGAUGAUCCGGAACCCUCUCCAGAGCUAUUGAGAUUAGUGGAACAAGAGUCUAAAGAGAUAAAACCCCAUCAGGAAGAGAUUGAAAUUCUCAACUUGGGUGAGGAAGACGAGAUAAAAGAAGUAAAGAUCGGCACUACCAUGAAAGAGGAAGUGAGAGAAAGGUUGUGA
Vigna angularis (adzuki bean) is the source of this 3759-nucleotide messenger RNA. RefSeq lists its product as uncharacterized. Gene Ontology annotation, molecular function: nucleic acid binding. Bases 1 to 3759 code for a protein of 1252 amino acids. The record is from RefSeq and is a predicted model, not a curated record. The transcript is spliced from 3 exons. Lineage: Eukaryota; Viridiplantae; Streptophyta; Magnoliopsida; Fabales; Fabaceae.